GAAUUCAGUUUUUAAACGAACAUCGACUGCAACGGAUGCUUUUAGCGGAAAUAAGCAAAACAUUCGAAAUUGAAAACAAAAAUAAUCGUUUCGUUGUCCGGCAAAUUAAAACUUUGAAUAUUUGAAAAUUUGUUCGAAAUAAAAAAUUAAAAAAAAAAUAAAUACACUCAAACCUACAAAACAUACAAUUGUGUCUAAAGUGCGUUACGUUUUAUGAGACCAACCAAUCAAGUGGCAAGUGAAAAAGCUGAAGAAUAAAUAUACAUUUGUCGAAAAGAAAUUUCAAAUAUUUAAUGAAAUAUUUUGGUUAAAAAAAAACCAAAACAAAAAAAGGAAAUUUCAUAUUGUCCUUUGGUAUAAGGAUUAAUAUUCGUAGUGAAGUGUUAGUACACAGUUUUUUUCUUGGAUUGUCCCCCAGUUUAUGAUCCCCUGACAGCAAUGAUUACCGAUCGCAACAAAUUGAAUUUUGUUACGAUACAAUGGUUGUGGCUUUUGUGUCUCAUUUUGGUGUGCAGUGGCGGCUUAACAUCAGUGCUGGCCCAUAAUAUUGCAGGUGGAGCGGAGACCACACAACAGAAGCAACAGACACCGAUCCAGGCGCAACAGCAGCCAACUCAACAGGCUGACACAGUACAACAAGUAAAGUUGUCGCAACAACAGCAGCUACAGCACCAGCAACAACAACAACAAUCAAGCAUACAAAUAGUCCAGCCGCAUGUAGAGAGCAAUGGACCGUCACAACAAGAUGUAACAGUGCGCAACUUUAGUCCACGUAUGGAUUACAAUAACAAUGAAUGGCGCCCAGUUGGUCGUGGUGAUCCAUUGAAAAAUGAUCCAACAUUUGAUUAUAGUCCACCAACUUUGGAUAGAGUACGUUACUGGGCUGAUCCGGACAAGGAUAAGGAAAAGACGGAAGAGGCGGCAGCCUCCUCAAAUGUCAUUGAUGCUAAAUUGAAAAAGGCCAAUCCGGGAAAGAAUGAAAUUUUACUUUUGGGUGUGACAGGAGAUCGUAUUAGAGGUGCUCCAGCCGCCCCCAUGCAAUACCCAUCGCAUCCGCAUGCUGGCCAGCAUAUGAUGAAAAAUGCCAAGGGGGAAACUCCACUGUUGCAACCCAAAUAUACAUCCAUAAGACGUAGUUAUUAUUCCCAUCAAUUGCCUACCCACUUGAUGCCACCACCAAUGCAACCCAAUGUUCCCCAACAAGCUUCAGCUUCACAGGCCCAACAGUCUCCAUCCCAAUCCCAUAUGUCAAUGGGCCACAUGAUGAAGCCACAAGUUCAUGGCGAAUAUAGACAUCAAAUGCCAGCCAGUAAUGGUGGUCAUCAUUCCUAUGUUAGCUCCCCGCCCAUGUCGGCUUCCAUGAAUGUUCACGCCAAACCAUAUCAUAUGUUAUCCUCAACAUCAUCCCAACCCUGGAUGCAUGCAGCCAGUCCGGCUUCUUCAAUGGUUACAUCUAUGCCCUCACAUCACAUGGCCAACCCCAUGGGAAUGGUUCAUACACAACAUUACUCGGCACCAAGUCAUGGUCAGGUCCAUGAUGCCCAUCAUCAAGAAUCAGUUAGUUAUUUGACCUAUACCAGGCCCAGCAUGCAACACACUCCCAUGGCAAUGGGUGGUGGUAGCCAUGAAUAUUAUUCUCCUAAUUCCAUAAGGGGUUCCGCAUCAGGCCACAAAAGCUCCUCCUCCUCGUCAAGUUCUAGAAAACCAUGGCUCCAUGAUCUACUGAAAAAGGAAGUGGUAAAAACUGUGAAACCCUCGAUGGCGCCCAACAGCUAUCACAGUGAAGUUUCAAUCAAACCAUCGCAUUCCUAUCACAUUGAAUCUGGAAUGAGGCCGCAUCAAAUGGAUCAUCAUUUUGAGCCUCUGGUGGCAGCCAAUACACCAGUAAGCAGUACAUAUACUCCCGUUUCCUUUGUCACAACAACGACGACAACCACCACCAAACCUGUUACAACCCCAACCACCAACCCUAUUCCCACACAAGCAGCAAUUUACAUGACCAGUAGCAGUAGUACUACACCCACAUAUGUCACAGCUCCUACAUACCCACCAAUAUAUACUCACACCAGUACCAGCACAACCCAGGUACCCAGGACCACAACCACCUUGAGUCCAACCCGCUUGCUCAUACCCAACACCAGUAAUCUGUCCUAUCGACCAACUGUGGCUCCCAUUAAAAUGACAACUGACUCGCUGUUCUCCCACUACAAUCAACCCGAAAAGCCAUUGCGGGGACCAAUGUAUUUAAUCAUUGAAGGUCAUUCAAAGGUCAAGACAUAUGGCAAGGAUGAAUUGGAUCCCCAUAAACCGAAAAUUGUGCCAGUCAUUUCGAGCCGGGAACCUGUUGUGCGGCGUGCCGAUCCCAAUGAGAAACGGGGAACACCUGAGACAUUCCAAGUCAAACAUUUGCAUACCAAAACCACUGAAGCCAUGGAAAAGAUAACAACCUCAACGACGGUUAAACCGGUGACCACGAAAACCACCUCCAGUUCGACUACUAAAAAACCCCAAGGUACCACAAGUAAGCCAAGCACUACUGCCGUUAAAAACUCAACAGAGAAAAUCAAACCUGUAACCACCAAAAAACCAGCCGAGGCCACACCCACAAAGAAGUCAGUGGCGCCCAACACUAAACCUGGGCAAACUGCAACCACAACAACAGCUAAGCCUCCAACCACCAAGGCAACCAUCAAGCCUGCUCCCAAAAUAAGUGUUACCACUUCACCCACCACCGCAAGUACGACCACGACAACAAAACCCACAACUCCGAAGCCCAAAGUUGAAAAACCGCCGCCGACAAAAGAAAGCAAAACACCCUCUAAAUCCCCCGUCAAAGAGGAAAAGCUGAGUCCCAACAAUUUAAAUGUUUUGGAUGCCAUGAAAAAGCCUAGCCUAACUGCACCCACAGCCAUGCAGGGUUUGCUCAGCUUUUUGGAUUCCUCUCUUGAGUCCUUGCUCAAGGAACAGAAAUCCUCAAGCGCAUUAGUAAAUGAAGCACAAAAUAAACCCCCUGCAAAUGGUACCACCAAACUCAAAUCCAUAACCAUGAAUACUCAAGAGCCGCAAAUCGAGGCUCGUGUCAGUACCAAACUGCAAGCCAUCAAGGCCGAAGAUUAUGAUGACUAUGUCGAAGAUGAUGGAAAAUUGAUGAAAGUAACCACCGAAUAUUUGCCAAGGGAAACCAGACAAAUAUUCGAUUAUGACCAAUUGCCAGAAUCGCGCAUAACCGGCAAUAAGGACAACUCCAAUUAUGACGAUGAAGAUGAUCUGUCGGCAUUGGGUUUUGAUGAUGAAUACGAGUAUGAGGAGGUGGAAGAACCUUCAGGAUCCCAGCUAAUCAAACGUAUUGAUGCCUUGGUAAGCAGCCAAGAAGAAGAUUUCACCCAAGACGAUUUGGAAGCUCUGAAUUUGGGGCGGCAACAACAACAGCAACAAAAGGCAAUGAAAGCGUAACGAAUUUCGACAAAGCAACUAUGUUUUUUUUAGGUAUCUCUACAAGUCGUAAUAAUUUAUUUAUUUAUAAAUUGCGUUAGUAUUUUGUCAGAUACUGUUCUAUACCAAAAUCUAUUUGAAAACAAAAACAUGUCUUAUAUAGUAUUUACUUAUUUACUCCUCCAUACUCCCAACUCCAACUGUACAUAGAUAGCAAUGAUUUGAUUUUGGAAAUAUAUUGAACAUGGAAAAUUCUACCCCAUAUUCACAGAGAUGUAACCAACCCCAAGCACACCAUAAAGUGGUCACAGAUGUAUUAAGUUUUAAGUCGCAUCACGAUUAUUUUUGUGAUUAAUAUUUUUUAUAUAAAAGAAGAACAUUUUAAUUUAAUUAAUUUAUUUAUUGAUAUAGUUAUGUAAGUGUAAAUUAUUUGAAUAAAAUA
Musca domestica (house fly) is the source of this 3874-nucleotide messenger RNA. Its product is annotated as mucin-2. The coding region runs from base 439 to 3453 and encodes 1004 amino acids. NCBI's taxonomy places the organism in Eukaryota, Metazoa, Arthropoda, Insecta, Diptera, Muscidae. The record is from RefSeq and is a predicted model, not a curated record. The transcript is spliced from 4 exons.